AUGCAGAUGUCUGUGCACGGGCUGGGCGGCUCAGAGGCGGCAGCGCUACGGGCUGCAGAAGACUCAACGGCAUGCACAAUUCCAACAACGCCUGAUUGGUUCUCAACUGUGUCGGGCUGCAACUCAAUUUCGAGUUUCUCAUACUUGCGCAGUGGUAAUUGCAAGUCCACCGAAUGGAAAGCGACUCUCCCUAGCUGCAUGGAUGGUUCCCCGGGGACACUCAUAGUCGCAUACGGAGCCGACACUCAAGGCAGCAGCACCGACAGAAUGGAUAUUUUGGUGGACGGUGGCGUCGUCGCGACAAUUUUCAAUAGUCAUAGUUGCUCGACAUCGCAGUGUCAGGCCUCAGUGCCUUGGAGCCCAUCAAAUGUAGAGCUGCGUGUCGUGGCCGUCAGUUCGACUUCUGCUUACUAUGCACACAUGGUCCUCUGGACUAUGACGUUCGAGGAGGAACCAUCGCCCCCGACGCCCAGCCCCACGCCCAGCCCGACGGCCAGCCCCACGCCCAACCCGACGGCCAGCCCCACGCCCAACCCGACGCCCAGCCCCACGUCCAGCCCCACGCCUGGCCCCACGCUUAGCCCCACGUCCAGUCCGACGCCCAGCCCCACGCCCAGUCCCACGUCCCUCCCGCCGCCCAGCCCGCCAGCCAGCCCGGCGACCUCAGUCUCCGGCACGGGCGACCCUCACCUGGUCAACGUGCACGGACAGAGGUUUGAUCUCUACCAACCUGGGGUACAUUCGCUCAUCCGUAUCCCGAAGUCGCUGCAAAAGAGGAAUGCGCUUCUCGUGCGGGCGAGAGCGAGUCGCUUGGGGGCCAAGUGCACCGACCUAUAUUUCACGGAGAUCAAUGUUACAGGCACGUGGGCCCGACAUCUCCGACCGGCAGAUCGGACGUGGGUUGCCGAGGACGCCGCGUCUCGCCGCCCGAGAUGGCACAGGUUCAGCCAGGUCAGCAUAAAGGUUGUACACGGCCAUACCAUGCUUGGAACAAGGUACUUGAACGUGUUCGUGAGGGGCCUGAACAGUUCCAAAUUCCAGAUUGGCGGCCUCCUCGGGGAGGACGACCACACGGUUGCGAGCACGGCGAGCGCGAACUGCAAGAAGUCCAUCACGUUCUGA
Prorocentrum cordatum is the source of this 1122-nucleotide messenger RNA. The record is from the annotation of a GenBank genome assembly. NCBI's taxonomy places the organism in Eukaryota, Dinophyceae, Prorocentrales, Prorocentraceae.